AUGACACAUUCUUCAGUAAUUCUCUUCAUCCCCGCCGCCGCGCUCGCCGUCCACCGCCUCGCCAUCCUCCCCGCCGGCCCGCCCCCGGCGCCAGGCGUGCCGCUCGUCGGCCUGCUCGUCCUCCACGCGCUGGGCGCGCCGCCUCGGCACCGAGUGGGAGGCCAAGAACGUGUCCCGCCGCCGUGGCGGCGGCGGGCAGACCCGGCUCGGCUUCCUCGCGCUACGUGCUGCCCCGGGUCGCGGCGUGCCAUCUCCUCGUGGACGCAACUGAUGAUGGCGCCGCCGCCGGAGCUCGUCGCGGCGGACCAGCAGACGGCCUGGCGCCUGCGGACGCUGACCCCCCGAAGGACCUCGCGUUCCGCGCGGCCACCACCGCGCUCUUCUGGCUCGUCGCCUACUGCCUCAUCUACGUCAUCGUCCACGUGCCCGCCGCCCCUGUCCGUCGCCCUCGGCAUGAGCCGGCCCGAGUUCUGGCCGCACCUGUUCGGGCCCUUGUCCGAGCUCUACACCAUCCGCGCUCAUUCUGGCAUCAGCGCCUCCGCAGGACGCUCACCGCGUUCGCCGACGUCAUCGCCGACGACGUACACCCGGCUGUUUCUCGUCUUCGCGAUCAGCGGAGCGCUGCACCACCCGACAGACGUGGUGCAAGGCCUGCCGAGGGGGCUGACGGCGACGGUGGCCUUCUUCCUGAUGCAGCCGGUCGGCAUCGUGCUGGAGGACGCGGUGCAGGCGCUGACGCGGGGCUGGCCGCUGCCGCGGGCGGUCCGGAGCGUCGCCGGGUACGCGUGGGUGGUCUUCUUCCUCGUGUGCAAGACGCCGACGUGGACGUUCUCGGUGGCGAGGUUGGGCCAGACGCCCGAUCUGCUGCCGAUCCCGGUGGCGAGGCCGCUCGUGGCCAUGCUCACGGGAGAGUGA
Cordyceps fumosorosea ARSEF 2679 is the source of this 915-nucleotide messenger RNA. RefSeq lists its product as hypothetical. The transcript has 3 exons. The record is from RefSeq and is a predicted model, not a curated record. Bases 1 to 915 code for a protein of 304 amino acids. NCBI's taxonomy places the organism in Eukaryota, Fungi, Ascomycota, Sordariomycetes, Hypocreales, Cordycipitaceae.